GCCGCUGUUUCCCGGCCUGAUCCCGCCCCCAGCACCCCACCAUGGCUCCCAAGGCUGAGAAGGCUCCCGCCAAGAAGACGGCCAAGAAGGUGGCCGAGAAGCGCAGCCGCGCCGCUCGCAAGCAGAUCUCCAAGGCCGAGACCUACAAGAUCUACAUCUACAAGGUGCUGAAGCAGGUGCACCCUGACACGGGUAUCAGCUCCAAGGCCAUGUCCAUCAUGAACUCCUUCAUCAACGAUAUCUUUGACAAGAUCGCGGUGGAAACCGGCAACCUGGCGCGCUACAACAAGAAGCCCACCGUCACCUCCCGCGAGAUCCAGACCGCCGUGCGCCUGAUCCUGCCCGGCGAGCUCAGCAAGCACGCGGUUUCUGAGGGCACCAAGGCGGUGACCAAGUUCACUUCUGGUUAAACGCGUGGCAGUUUGGCGCAGCUGCAAGAGCUGUGCCCCUAGCCCAGUUUGUACGCUAUGUGACCGAUCGCGCGGGUGGCUGGCGCGGCUCUGGCCAAUGACCGGGCUUGAUAUGCCCCGCCGAUCUUUCCCUUUGACUCCUUGACUGACCCUCCCACCCAUGGGCAGCUACACACACUGUCUCCUUUCUUCAGCAAAAAGACCGCAAUGAAUCACUUUGUUGUGCACUCAAGCAGCCAGCCCCACCUGUUAGGCAGCACCCCAGCGGCAGCCCGUGGCAUACAGCUGUUUGACUGGGCCCACAUCAUGCCAUUUCCAUUACUCUAUGAGGCUAGAAAGGUUGUGUAACCGGCGGAAACAG
Molecule: messenger RNA, 771 nt
Organism: Chlorella variabilis
Lineage: Eukaryota; Viridiplantae; Chlorophyta; Trebouxiophyceae; Chlorellales; Chlorellaceae
Exons: 7
Coding region: 42-410 (122 amino acids)
Biological process (GO): nucleosome assembly
Cellular component (GO): nucleosome
Molecular function (GO): DNA binding; structural constituent of chromatin; protein heterodimerization activity
Source: RefSeq, a predicted model, not a curated record